Molecule: messenger RNA, 3349 nt
Organism: Pieris napi
Lineage: Eukaryota; Metazoa; Arthropoda; Insecta; Lepidoptera; Pieridae
Gene: tgo
Product: aryl hydrocarbon receptor nuclear translocator homolog
Exons: 14
Coding region: 194-2110 (638 amino acids)
Biological process (GO): regulation of transcription by RNA polymerase II
Cellular component (GO): transcription regulator complex; aryl hydrocarbon receptor complex; nucleus
Molecular function (GO): RNA polymerase II cis-regulatory region sequence-specific DNA binding; protein dimerization activity; DNA-binding transcription factor activity, RNA polymerase II-specific
Source: RefSeq, a predicted model, not a curated record
ACAAUGGAUUUGUUUUUUGUGCAGUGUGUCAUCUUGAAUGAAAAAUGAAAAUGGCGCUUGUGUUGUGUUAAAAUUGUUAGAUAAACAUUCUAAAACCGUGUGUUUAUUGUACUUAAGAACUUUAUUAGUGAUAGUGGUGAUAAAUUAUUAACUAAAAAGUUAAUAAAACGUGGACUGAUGCGUGUAUUGACCCAUGUCUGCCGUGGCUCCCACAAUCCCCGGGGUUGACCCAGCAAAGGAAAUACAAAAACGUCGAGCUGGUAGUGUUGGGUCCGAUGACGACGACGCAAGCGGUGGGAAAUACACAAGGAUGGAGGAGGAUAAUAUUCAAGACAAGGAGAGAUUCGCAAGCCGUGAGAACCAUUGUGAGAUUGAACGGCGAAGAAGAAACAAGAUGACGGCUUAUAUCACGGAACUAUCUGAUAUGGUUCCAACAUGUUCGGCUCUAGCACGGAAACCAGACAAGUUGACAAUACUGCGUAUGGCUGUAGCGCAUAUGAAAGCAUUGAGAGGUACUGGUAAUACCUCAACAGAUGGUACUUAUAAGCCAUCGUUUUUGACUGAUCAAGAGCUGAAACACUUAAUCUUAGAAGCAGCAGAUGGCUUCCUCUUCGUCGUCAGUUGCGACACAGGUCGUGUCAUAUAUGUUAGCGAUAGUAUAGCACCUGUACUUAAUUAUUCACAGGGUGAAUGGUAUUCUUCAUGUUUGUACGACCAAGUGCAUCCAGAUGACGUUGAAAAAGUUCGGGAACAAUUGAGUACUCAAGAACCACAGAACACUGGCCGUAUAUUGGAUCUUAAAACUGGAACUGUCAAAAAGGAGGGUCACCAGUCAUCAAUGCGGCAAGUGAUGGGUUCGCGGCGUGGAUUCAUCUGCCGUAUGCGCGUGGGUGGGACAGCUGAAAGCGCGCACUUGGGUCGAUUGCGCGCUCGCAACUCCCUCGGCCCGUCACACGACGGACACAACUACGCAGUGGUACAUUGCACCGGUUAUAUUAAAAAUUGGCCGCCCACAGAUCUGUUUCCAGGUAUGCAGAUGGAUCGGCCCGUUGACGAUGAGCUUCACGCGUCUCAUUGCUGUUUGGUGGCAAUUGGGAGAUUACAGGUGACAUCAACACCAAAUGCAGCUGAAGGCAGCCUCUGCAGUGGCGGAGUAGAGUUUGUAUCGCGUCAUUCAGUCGAGGGCCGAUUUACAUUUGCGGACCAACGUGCGGCACAAGUAAUAGGCUAUGCCCCGGCUGACCUUUUGGGAAAACUAUGCUAUGAGUUCUACCACCCAGAAGACCAGCAACACAUGAGGGAUAACUUUGACCAAGUUUUGAAAUUAAAGGGCCAAAUAAUCUCUCUUAUGUACCGGUUUCGGACUAAAAGCAGAGAAUGGGUGUGGUUAAGAACAUCUGCUUUCGCUUUUUUGAAUCCUUACAACGAUGACGUGGAAUACAUCGUGUGUACAAACACAUUGGCAAAUCGUUCCCUGGGCAGUGCGGGUGGCGAAAGCGUGUCAGAAGAGAGCUACGACUACCACUUGCGACAGCGGGACGUGUAUCAGGCUCCGCCUCUGCACCACGGCCAUCACGCGCCCCCGCCAGCGCCUGCGCCUGCCCCGCUGCACAGUGGUACAGCGGCUGGCACGGCAGGUGGCGUAACCGCAAGGUCUCCAGGUGAGGCCGUGGCCGGAGCGUACGCCCACUACGCGCCCGACUAUUCACCACAUCGACCCACUAACACGCCACCUCACACCACAUGGACCACGCUAAGACCGAGCGGGAGCGGAAGCGGAGCGGGGCAGAACGAGAGUUACGCGUAUGCGGGGCCGGAAGCAGCAACGGGGCCAGGGGGUAGCCCUGCCCGCUCUCCUCCGGCGGCUCCUCCUUACCUACCCCCUGCACAUUAUCACCACAAUCAUCAUCCACAUCCAACGCACGCGGGUAUGUGGGCAUGGCAGGGCGGGGCGGGUGCUGCGGCGGGUGUGGCUGGCGGGGGGACGGGGGGUGCAGAAGGCACCCACGCCCCACACGAGCUGUCAGAAAUGUUGCAAAUUCUCGAUCAAAGCGGCACGGCCACCUUCGAAGACCUCAACAUCAACAUGUUCAACUCCAACUUCGAAUAGUACUGUAUACAUGUAUAGAUAAGUUAAGUAACUUUAAGAAAUAUCAAAACUGCAGAGCACUUUCUGUGCUUGUUCAAGUUCUCGGUGCAUCCAAGUGUGUAACAGAAAGUGAAAGAUUUCAAAUUGGCUAAUGGUCAGUUUGUAUUUUUUGUAUGCUGACUUUGUGAAAUAGCACAGAUGCACAAAACAGUUAAUACGAAAAUUAAGUUGUUGUCUUUUGAUGGCUGCUUUUUAUUAAAUAUGUUUAAUUAUUGUCAUUUUAUGAUUUGUUAUGAUCUGCAAAAUGUUUCAAAUAGUAUUAUUGAUUUUAGGAAUGUAUGAAUGAGAAUAUUGUUCUAAUUACAUUGUGUAUAUAAAAUAAGUCCAACUAAAUACUUUGUAUACAUAUAUUGCGAGCGUAUCAAAUAAAUCCUAAAUAUUGUUUUUUUCUUAAUAUAGAAGUUUUCUUUACAUAUCGUUCAUGACAACAGUUAUAAGUUCUAAAGGGAAACAGAAUAUGACUCGUAGUAUCAAGUGUAUAUAAACUAUUUUUCUAGUAUUUUCAUUCACCAUAUUAGUAUAGUUAAAGGUAUAAUAACUUAAAAUCUCUAGAUAAAGUUAUUUUUACCAUGUGCAUUCCAAUUUGUAAUCAAAGUAAUGACCAAUUUAAAUUAAAUUUCUAAAUUUGAUUUAUUUGCUAGUAUUUGUUUUAUUUUUAUUUUUUUUAGCCAAAAUAUUUAACUCUGUUUCUAAUUAUUAAUAUUUUGUUUCGCUAUUUAAUGACGAUUCUAGUAUAUUUUUUUAACAUUCAAGAGAUAUCGGGUAAUGUUUCAUGUUUGUCAUUUAUGUUGGAAUUUAAAUGAGGUAAAAUAUUUGACCUUAGUUUUACUUCAUGUUACCGGUUAUUUACUACAUAGAGCAUACAAUUAAAAGAACUCAUGACAAAUAUUGUGUUAAUUUAAGUUUUACUAGGCUGUUCACCUUAUAGCUUGAGAAAUUCUUCUGUAUUAAUUUAAUGCAUCAUUUAUUAUGUUAGAUUAAGCUAAUGAUUUUCAUGGCCAUUCAAACAAGCUCGACACAAUAUUUUUUCUGGCCCUACAUAAUUAUGGUAGAUAUUAAAAAUAUAUAAUUAUAACUAGAAUGGUUUUUAAUUACUAAGAUUAUUUUUUUAAGGAAAUUUAAAAAUAGUAUUGCAUUUAUGAAAUGUCUUAUUUGCAUAUUUAUAUUAUUUUAAUUGAUGAAAUAUACUUUUUAUUGAUA